GGUGUCAAGUAUGUAGUCGAGAGUGAUACAUGCUAAAACCGACGCUUCUAUAGCCACUCCCAUAUCGCUUGGUACAUAGCGGCCAUGGUGUCCGAAAAUGCCUUUCGCCCGAAGGAUGUAAUAUGCUUUAAGCCACUGGCCACCCACGUACUUUUGGUGUUGUGUUCUUGUCAUUUGAUCGAGUUUGUCCUGUGACCCAUUUUUUCGCAAACAUCAGCACGAAAUCAGCAGUUUGACCAUUCGACUCCAAGAAUCCCAGCCAUGCCAGUGGUGAACGGCGUGAUCACUGCCCUUCCGCCUCCGGAAGGCUAUGUGGUCAACUUCGAUGGUCCCCAUCGACAGGCCGUACCCGAAGCUUACUAUGUAGCUGGAUUCGGCACCCUUCUCAGUAUCUUGCUCAUGGCGCAAAGGCUGUACACGAAAGCCUUCUUGAUCGGUCGGCUGCAGUGGGACGAUGUCUUUCUUCUAUUGGCUUGGUUCACCUCCAUCGCAACGAUUGGAUUGUGCGUUCAUAUGUUCGCAUAUGGGUCGGGAGGUGUUCACGGAUGGGAGAUAUCCAUAGAAAAGUAUAAAAUCUACAUGAUGGAUGUCUUUCUCGCGGCCGCCAUCUACACCCUCUGCGGAAGUUUUGCCAAAGUCUCUCUCCUGAUCUUCUACUUCAGACUGUCCCCUCAAAGAUGGUUCAAAAGAGCCGUGUGGAUUUCUCUUGCAAUCAUUGCCGGUUACAGCUCUGGUAUAUUCUUUGCCCUUGUCUUUGCCUGUGACCCAAUCGCGAUGAGCUGGGAUGUGACCAUCACGGAAGGCACAUGCAUCAACCGACCAUCGUUAUACAUUGCAACCGCUGUGGCAAACAUCAUCUCGGACUUGAUACUCUUCGCCCUCCCGCUACCAAUCGUUGUGAAGCUACAGAUUCCACGUCGACAAAAGAUUGGCUUAUUCUUCAUUUUCGCAGUCGGGUCACUUACAGUUGUCACAUCGAUUGUUCGCGUUUCUCUUCUCCCAGCCAUGCUUACGAGCAUGGACCAAAGCUGGGUCAUUGCCUGGGCUAGCUUGUGGAUUAUCGUUGAAGCCAAUCUGGUCGUUAUUUGCGCCUCCCUCCCGACCCUACGCAAAUUUUUCCGGCAUGUCGCACCUAAGAUUAUCGGCGAAAGCACAUAUGGCAAGGGAAAGACCGUCGGUGGUGGUGGGAGCAAAGCCAUGUCGCGAAUGACUAUUGGUGGUACAAAUGGAACGCGAAAUCGAGCCGAGUACUCGCAGUUUGAUCGCGAUAACAACGGCGAGGCAUUUGUGAUGGCUAGCAUGGGACGUAAUAAGCCAGUAACUAUCGCCACUGGCAAUAGCGAGAAUGAUCCCACAAAGGAUGAUUCAUCAGAAAAAGCUAUCAUGCGAGGAAACAACAUUGUCCAAACAAAGACGAUCACUGUAGAAUACAGCCCGAAGGAGUGAGGCUCGGGAAAACACAGAACUCGGUAUCGAGAAUGGGCGUAGACAUGCCGGGACGUGGGAAUUGAUGAUUUGGCAAGGCGCAUGGAUUGAAAGGGAGAAACGUGGUCGAUGUUUUUUAUGGUUUUGUGAAACAGCGACUCGACUCGUUUUCAUCAAGUAAUAAUUAUCGGGGAAGUUUGGCGGGAUCGGCAAACCCGUAUCCAUGACCAGCUAUUGCCGUUGAAGAUCUUCUUCCAUAUCCAUACUCUGGUUCAUCAUCGAAAAGGUCAAUGCAAAAACAUUCAGGGUAUCGCAGGGCCGGUGGACAUCUGGCGGAUCUUGAUGAGCACGCAAUGUCGAGGCGUUCUGCUGUAGAAAUAAUAGCAAUCACCGGGUAUCAAAGUCAGGAGUCCAUUGGGUAAAAGAGGCAAGCUGAUCGUCAAUGAUGGUUAUUAGCCAGGAAAAAGGUGGCAGCCGUAUAGUUGAAGCAGACU
Messenger RNA from Colletotrichum godetiae, 1919 nucleotides. RefSeq lists its product as uncharacterized. The record is from RefSeq and is a predicted model, not a curated record. The transcript is spliced from 7 exons. The coding region runs from base 262 to 1446 and encodes 394 amino acids. NCBI's taxonomy places the organism in Eukaryota, Fungi, Ascomycota, Sordariomycetes, Glomerellales, Glomerellaceae.